UGGUUAUAGUUUGAGAGGGAGUCCAGUCCAGACUAAUAGUCAAAACCCCUUUUUACUUCGGUCUCUCUUUCUAGGUUUAGUAUAAAAGCUGGUAACAAACAAAGCCGAACCUCCCACCAUCUUCUCCUUCCUCUUCCUCUUCUUCUUCAACCUUUCCCGCUUUACACAUAAGCGCCAACUCUUUUUCUUCUUCUACACAAUGAAGUACGUUCUAGUUACCGGCGGCGUCGUCAGUGGGCUCGGAAAAGGCGUUACCGCCAGCAGUAUUGGCCUUGUCCUCAAAGCCUGUGGUUUACGAGUCACCUCCAUCAAAAUCGAUCCGUACUUGAAUAUGGAUGCUGGUACCAUGUCUCCUUUUGAACACGGGGAAGUUUUUGUUCUUGAUGAUGGCGGUGAGGUUGAUUUAGACUUGGGAAACUAUGAACGAUUCCUCGAUUUAAUGUUGACGAGAGAGAACAAUAUUACCACAGGCAAAAUUUAUCAGUCUGUUCUUGAGAAGGAACGAAGGGGUGAUUACCUUGGGAAGACCGUUCAGGUGGUUCCACACAUCACAGAUGCCAUUAAAAAUCAUAUUGAGUCAGUCGCUACCAUUCCUGUGGAUGGCCAAGAGGGCCCUGCAGAUGUUUGCGUGAUAGAAUUAGGAGGGACUGUAGGUGACAUAGAAUCAAUGCCGUUCAUUGAAGCUUUGCGACAACUUUCCUUCUCAGUUGGUCCAGAUAACUUCUGCCUUAUCCAUGUGAGUUUAGUGCCAGUAUUGGGAGUCGUUGGAGAGCAAAAAACAAAGCCUACACAACACAGUGUUCGAGAACUUAGAGCUUUAGGCUUAACUCCACAUCUGCUGGCGUGUCGAUCUGCUCAGCCUAUACUGGACAAUACAAAGGAGAAGCUUUCACAGUUUUGUCAUGUUCCAGCUGGUAACAUUCUCAAUGUCCAUGAUGUUCCAAACAUCUGGCACGUUCCACUCUUGCUCAGGAACCAGAAUGCUCAUCUUUCAAUUCUUAAACAACUCAACUUGCUCAGAAUUGCUGCAGCUCCUGAUUUGCGUGACUGGACAAAUUUGGCUGCAACUCAUGAUAAUCUCACAAAUUCAGUGAAAAUUGCGAUGGUGGGAAAGUACGUUGGUUUGACAGAUUCAUACCUUUCUGUUGUGAAGGCCCUUCUUCAUGCAUGCAUUGCAUGCUCUUUGAAGCCAUCAAUUGAUUGGAUUGCUGCUUCUGAUCUUGAGGACGAAAGUUCCAAAUUGACACCGGAAGCACAUGCUGCUGCAUGGGAGACUCUGAGGAAAGCAUCGUGUGUCUUGGUUCCUGGAGGAUUUGGAGAUCGGGGAGUGAAAGGCAUGAUAUUGGCUGCAAAGUAUGCCAGAGAAAACAAAGUUCCAUAUUUUGGGAUAUGCUUGGGCAUGCAGAUAUCUGUAAUUGAGUUUGCUAGAAGUGUUUUGGGUUGGGAAAAGGCAAACAGUACAGAGUUUGAUGAUGCGACACCAAACCCUGUUGUUAUUUUCAUGCCUGAGGGUUCGAAGACCCAUAUGGGAAGCACUAUGAGAUUAGGAUCUCGAAAAACCCUAUUCCAGACUGCUGAUUGUAUUACUUCAAGGAUGUAUCAUAAAUCAGCAUAUGUGGAUGAACGGCAUCGGCAUAGAUAUGAGGUAAACCCUGAGUCCAUUGGGGCUUUUGAAGAAGCUGGCCUUAAAUUUGUUGGAAAGGAUGAGACAGGAAAUAGAAUGGAGAUUUUAGAGCUUCCAAGCCAUCCCUUCUAUGUCGGUGUACAAUUUCAUCCAGAAUUUAAAUCACGGCCUAGGAGGCCGUCGCCCGUCUUUCUAGGUUUUAUACUGGCGGCAACUGGGCAGUUAAACUUGUAUCUUGAAAAGCAACAAAACGGAAGUUGAUGCAUAACUAAUCAAUAGUAGUAGUUACUCCUACAACAUUCUUUCAAAGAAAAGGAGCUUGAUUCUUUUUGCUGGGUCAAAUUGUGUACUAGAGGUAUUUGUGCGGUUAGACUGUACGUUUUUUUUAAAAUUUAAGGCAGUCGUAUGAAAGACCAUAUCAAGUAAUUGUGGUGGGAUACAGAAGAUUGUGUUCUUUGCAAUUAUCGCGUUUUGACAUCCUCUGAGUUGGCACGGAGCUUAAUUUACCGGUGAAGUUUUGAUUUUUUUUCACUCCCUCUCCCUAUACAAUUUAGCUCUCUUAGCAUACAAGAAUCUUGGUUUCAGUUGUAUUAUGGAUUGAGACAAAGAAAAAAGUGGAAAACUGAAAAAAAAGGUUUGUAUUUUAUAAUACUAUUUAUCUAGUAGAACUCUCCUUGAAUUUUGCCCUUUUUGUAUCGUAA
Molecule: messenger RNA, 2325 nt
Organism: Cucumis sativus (cucumber)
Lineage: Eukaryota; Viridiplantae; Streptophyta; Magnoliopsida; Cucurbitales; Cucurbitaceae
Product: CTP synthase
Exons: 23
Coding region: 200-1885 (561 amino acids)
Biological process (GO): CTP biosynthetic process; pyrimidine nucleobase biosynthetic process
Molecular function (GO): CTP synthase activity; identical protein binding
Source: RefSeq, a predicted model, not a curated record